UUGAUUGUCAUUGUCAACAAAAAAUGAACGUUGUGACCAUUGCAAGUAAUGUGUAAAUAAUUUUUAAAUAACAUAAAGUGAGAAUUAAAUAAUAAUGGCUGACGUUGAGGAAUACUUCCCGCGUGGUGGCAAAAAGCCAACCACAACACACUUCAAACAAAACGCAAAUUUUUUAGGAACUGCUGAGAAGAAGGAAAAGAAAAGGAAACCGAAACCGAAAAAGAAAUCCGAAGAAGAUGACGGAUAUUUGUCGGAAGACGUUACUAAAGAAUCGGAUAAAUCGUACAAAACUUGUGGAUUAUGGUUAAGUUAUAAGGUACUAAAACCAGACUUCCUUGUGCUCGGCAGAGUAUCUGAUAUAAAGGAAACGAAAAUAGUAAUAUCGCUUCCCAGUAGACUCUUGGGUUCGGUGAUGGCAUGCCACAUCAGUGAACCGUACAAUAAAUUAUUGGAAGCAUAUGUGGAGGAUAAGAUAGACAGAGUGCCAGAGCUCGGACAGAUGUUCAAGCGUGGACAGUAUGUGACGGUGAAGGUGCUGGAGGUGCAAGAGAAGAUCACCCUGCUGACCAUGAUGCCACAACAUGUGAAUAGCGAUAGGAAACACAGUGAUUUACAUAAAGGUGCUCUCUUACAAGUGGCAGUGUCGUCAGUAGAAGACCAUGGAUAUAUAGUGGACACAGGCAUACCAAAUACAACAGCAUUUUUGCCCAAGAAAGCUGUUAAUUCUGAUGUAGAACUUGUGGAGGGUGCAAUCAUUUGGUGCACAGUAAAGUCCCUAAAGACAGACAACACAGUUUUAACUCUAUCAAAUGAUACAACAUCGCUACAGAAUGCCUUCCAGAAGAUGACCUCCACCACCAUACCACCCGGCACUUGCCUUGAGUUUGUUGUUGAUAAGCCUCUGGACAAUGGAAUCGAGGGUCGCAUAUUCGGAGACAGGACUGCGUAUAUACAGAGACAUCAUAUUAACACAACUAAAGGGAAAAAGCCUGUGCUUGGACAAAAGAUAAGAGCCCGUCUAAUAUACACACUUUCGGCAAGCAAUAUCCCCUUUUUGACAAUGCGAGACAUAUUCGAUCCUGCGUGCUUGGAUAUGGAAACUGAACAGAUUUACAAUGAAGGAGACAUUAUUGAGGAGGCUCAAGUACUAAAAAUCCUGGGUCGAGCAGUCUACUUCAAGCUAGGUCCAAACCAGAGCGGAGUGCUAAGCAUACGUCGUGUUCAGAAUCUGGACGACCUCACUGAUGAGGAGGUGCUUCUCAAGUCUUAUCCUAUUGGCAGUACUCACAAAGUGCGCAUCCUCGGCUACCACCUCCUCGACGGCGUGUACUACAUCACGGACCAGGUGGAACUGCUCCGGGAGAGAUACUUCAGGCUGCAGCAGCUGGCGGUGGGCGAGCUGGUGACGGCCACCGUCACUAGCGUCAGUGACACCUUCCUGAGGGCCAGCGUGGGCAGGGUCGGUGCCUUCAUCCCGCACGCUCACAUGACGGACGCCGGUAUAUUCGUGGACCCGAAAAAGGCGAGCACAUCAAAAUUAUCCAAAAAGAAAUUUAAGGUUGGUCAAGAAGUAAACGCCCGUGUGCUGAGUAUAGACGAGAGCCACAACAACGUGAUACUGACACUAAAACCGACCCUACUGUCUCCAGACCUGGAAAUCUUGGAUAAUUAUGAAAAUGCUGUGCUGGGCAAGGCAUAUACUGGUGUUGUUUCGCAAAUCCGGGAACAUCUACUAGUGUCGUUCUUCAACAACGUGCGUGCGUUCAUACCGCGCAAGUGUGUGAGCCGCGAGCCGAUAGAUAACCUCACACACGCUUUUCAUUUGGGACAAAUUGUAAAAUGUGUUCUUAUAGACGUGAAUACGGAAGAAAAGAAACUAGUUGGAAGCCUGAUCGCUGAGCCGUUUGAUCCAACCAAGCAAAGAACAAAACGGCAACGGAAUAAUUCCACUAACAGAGAAAAUGUAAAAGAAGAUAAAAUCAAUGAAACAGAUGAAGUCGCGCCAAAAAAACGAAAGAAAAAUAAGGAAAUUCAACAAAAUGAUGACAAUAAUAUGGACGUAGACAACGAAGUGCAAGGUGAUGCUGUAAAAGAAAAGAAAAAGGACAAAAAGAAAAAGAAAGAAGAACAAGAUAAGUCAGAAGAAAGUGACGCGAUAGAAACAGACAUUCAAGAAACAAAAGAUCAAACACUAUCACCAGGCGACUUAAAACUGCUAGACUUAACAAAUUGUAAAACAGAAAAGAAUUUCACGAAAAGAGUUCGCGAAUUACUUCGAAUUAUGAAUAUUAAAAUGAAAAAGCUAAAUACUACAGAAAGUAAAAUACAAGAUAUAGAAAACGAAGGUUUAGAUCCAACUAACAAGAAAUUUCAUACAAAACUACAUAUAGAAAGGCUAACACUACAAGAGAAUAUACAACAAUUUUUAGAUACGGUCAAAAUUGCGCAAGAAAAGUUAAAAGAAUUUGAAAGUGUAAAAAAAGUAGUUAACAAAGAAGUAGUUAAAGAAAAAGGAGUUAGUAAAAAGGAUAAAGCUAAAGAGAUUGAUGAAGAAACAAUAAAUAAAAUAAAAGAUAUAAAAGUAGUGGAUAAGUUGGAGCCAGUGCUUGAUGUGCCGAGUGCGAAAGAUUUCUGGUCUCUAGAUACUCCGGUGACUGAGAAGGUAGAAGAAGAUUCGAGUAGUAGCUGUGAAGAUGAGGAAGAAGAGAAGCCCAAGAAGAAACGCAAGAAGCUCUCCGCCGCGGAGAAAGCGUCCAAGGCGAGAGAAGAAGAAGAGAGAGUGAGAGAGAUGGAACGGAGGGCGAUAGAGAGUGAGAACCAGCCGCGGUCGGUGGAACAGUUCCAGAGAGCGUUGUUAGCCAGCCCGGACUGUAGUCAGCUGUGGAUCGCGUAUAUGGCCUUCCAUUUGCAGUCGACAGAGAUAGAGCGAGCUCGUGGUGUUGCCAGGAAGGCGCUGAGUACAAUCAACUUUAGAGAGGAACAGGAGAGACUCAAUGUGUGGCUCGCUCUGCUUAACUUGGAACACCGAUUUGGUACUAAGGAAACGCAACAACAAACGCUCGACGAAGCGUUGCAAAUGAACGACCGCUUCGCAGUCCACAGCGCUCUAUUAGAUAUCCUCGUGGACACCAGCAAGCCCCAGGAGCUGGUGCAGCUGGUUGAGCUGAUGCUGCGGAAGUACCGCCUCCAGGGGGUCUACGGGGUGUGUGGAGCAGCGUGCUAUAAGGCGGGCCUGGUGGAUAAAGCGAGAUAUGUGAUGCAGAAGGGCAUAGCGACGCUGGAGAAGAAGCAACAUGUCGAGUUACUAGUGCGUUUCGCGCAACUGGAGCGUGUAUACGGCUCCCGCGAACGCAGCGAGGCGCUGUUCGAGCAAGUGCUCGGCGCGUACCCGGCGCGCGUCGACGUCGCCGCUGCGUAUGUGGACGCGCUGGUGAAGAGCGGUGACGCAGCGCAUGUGCGACAAGUUUUAGAACGACUGACGUCGCACAAGUUACCAGCGCGCAAAAUGAAGGUGUUGUUCAAGAAAUGGAUCGAAGUUGAAGAAAAGUUUGGAAAUAAAGAUCAAGUGGAGCUAAUACGACAAAGAGCCGCAGAAUAUGUGGAAAAAGCCAAGUUUUAGGAAAUAAAACAAUUUUCACAUAA
Colias croceus (clouded yellow) is the source of this 3642-nucleotide messenger RNA. RefSeq names its product protein RRP5 homolog (gene Rrp5). The record is from RefSeq and is a predicted model, not a curated record. Gene Ontology annotation, biological process: rRNA processing. Gene Ontology annotation, molecular function: RNA binding; protein binding. Bases 95 to 3619 code for a protein of 1174 amino acids. Gene Ontology annotation, cellular component: small-subunit processome; nucleolus; nucleus. The transcript has 20 exons. Lineage: Eukaryota; Metazoa; Arthropoda; Insecta; Lepidoptera; Pieridae.